GCGAAGCAGGUACUCGAAGCCGAGGAUCAGGUGUGAUGGUGGCACAGGCUCAGGACAGUUUGGCACAGACUACGGAUAAGGUUAUGGAUAAGGCGAUUCCUCCCGGGCGUGCGGAACCGGUUACGACGCCAGAGGUGGAGAGGUUGCUGGACUGUAUGAAAUGGGAUGCCAACGGACUGGUGGUAGCCAUCGCGCAGCAUGUGGACACUGGAGCUGUCCUGAUGCAGGGUUUUGCAGACAGGGAUGCGGUCUCGGCGACGCUCGCGUCGCGUCGCGCUACGUUCUUCAGCCGGAGUCGCCAAUGUCUUUGGACGAAAGGAGAGACGUCGGCGAACUUCAUACACGUGGUUGAUGUUUUCCUAGAUUGCGACCGGGACUCGGUGAUAUACUUAGGGUCGCCCGACGGGCCGACAUGUCACACGGGUGAGGAGACGUGCUAUUUUAUUCGCGCGGAUGACGUCGUGUCCGGCGGGUUGCAGUACGCCAAGGAAAACAAGCUGCAGGUGUUGACCUCCCUCUAUUCGUUGGAGAAGGUGAUUCGGAAUCGUGCCGAGGAAGGAGAGACUGCGGUUGUUGCUGCCGGCAAAACUCCUCCUGCUAAGCCCUCGUGGACACGUAAACUGCUGUCUAACCCGGAACUUCUCUGCGCGAAGGUUAGGGAAGAGGCCGAUGAGCUCUGCAGAACGCUGGAAGAGAGUGAAGGGAAGGAUAGGGUCGCAUCGGAAAUGGCUGACCUGUUGUAUCAUUCAAUGGUGCUGCUGUCCUUGCAGGGUGUCACUCUCGAGGACGUCGCCAAAGUAUUGCGCGGACGGUUUCCUCUCUCAGGUAUUGAGGAAAAGAACAGUAGGGAAGGCACGUCGUAAGCAACGAAACGUAUUGACCGAGAAGAUAUUGUUGAUCAGUUAGAAAAGCACACUUCGUAUAGGAACGGCACAUAGCAUGAGACUAAGUAUUGAGGGAAAGGACCGUAAGAAAGCCACAUAGUAUGAGGCUAACAGUAAGAAAGCCACAUAUAAGCAAGGCGCCCACUGGCACCCAUGUUUUCUCUUGCCCUUGACACAGCACGUUUUUUUUUUUUUUUUUUUUUGUGGGGGUGUGUGUGGGGAGAGCCCAUGCUAAUCUUCUCUGUAUCGUUCUAAUUUUAACAGAUGUCCCGAUGACUUGACACAGCACAUGAUGUAUGCAUGAGUUGUGCCUUGUUCUUUCUUUUCUUUUUUUUAUCCUGUGCUUGUUCGUUAAACCACCAGUACUUCCUAGAGUCGUGCCCGUUAACGC
This is a messenger RNA of Chara braunii, 1275 nucleotides long. NCBI's taxonomy places the organism in Eukaryota, Viridiplantae, Streptophyta, Charophyceae, Charales, Characeae. The record is from the annotation of a GenBank genome assembly.